Molecule: messenger RNA, 1537 nt
Organism: Myxocyprinus asiaticus (Chinese sucker)
Lineage: Eukaryota; Metazoa; Chordata; Actinopteri; Cypriniformes; Catostomidae
Gene: rdh20
Product: retinol dehydrogenase 20
Exons: 4
Coding region: 38-1165 (375 amino acids)
Cellular component (GO): lipid droplet
Molecular function (GO): oxidoreductase activity, acting on the CH-OH group of donors, NAD or NADP as acceptor
Source: RefSeq, a predicted model, not a curated record
CAUUCUCCCAUACAAGCAUACAUUUACACCAUUUACCAUGAUCUUUCUAAUGGAUUUGCAGAUGAUGAUGUUAGACAUUGUAUAUUUCAUCUUGCGUUCCUGUCUGCGGAUAGUGUUGAGACCACGUACCAAGCCCAUAGAUGGUGAGUUGGUACUAAUAACAGGCUCCGGAGGGGCACUGGGUCGUCUGUUUGCCCUGGAGUUCACUAAAUAUGGUGCGGAGGUUGUGCUGUGGGACAUCAAUGGAGAAACUAAUGAGGAGACAGCCAAGCUGGUGAAGGAACAAGGGGGCAAGGCACAUGCGUAUACGGUGGAUGUGACGAACCGAGAAAUGGUGUACAGCACAGCUGACCAGGUGCGGAAGGAUGUGGGAAGAGAUGUGACCUACCUAGUGAACAAUGCCGGGGUGGUGGCAGGCGAGAGGAUCCUGGACUGCCCCGAUACCAUGGUGGAGAGAACCCUAAAAGUCAACUGCCAUGCCCUAUUCUGGACUGUUAAGGCAUUCCUGCCCCAGAUGAAGGCCAAUAACCACGGUCAUAUCAUAACAAUAGCCAGUGUCCUUGGACUCUUCAGCACAGCCUGUGUAGAGGACUACUGUGCCAGCAAGUUUGCUGCAGUGGGCUUCCACGAGUCUCUGGCCCAUGAACUGCUGACAGAAGAGGAUGUUGAUGGAGUGAAGACCACUCUAGUUUGUCCUUAUGUCGUAGACACUGGCAUGUUUGAAGGCUGCAGGAUUAGGUAUUUUUUUCUGUUAUACAUAAACUACAUACAUUUAACCUUUACCUUACCUUUUCUCAAUGUGGAAAAAAAUGCAGAGCAAGUUAUAACAUUUUGUAUUAAGAUUAUUAAUUGUAAAGCAAAUCACUGCUGUAUUACUACUUCACUGUAUUGCCUUGUCUCCCCCUAUAGGGAGGAGGUUGAACUGGUACUGCCUCCACUAGAGCCCCUCUACUGUGUACAGCAGGCAAUGAAUGCCAUUCUCAUAGACCAGCCACUAGUAUGCAUCCCCAGACUUACCUAUCUGCCCUUCCUGGCCAGAGCACUGUUUCCAUGGGAAUCCAACGUGGUUACAUAUCGCUUCAUGGGUUCAGAUAAGUGCAUGUAUCCAUUCAUCGAGACCAUGAGUAAGAAAAGAGCAGCCAAUGGCGCCAUAAAAGCUGCUUAAACAUUACAAUUAAGGGGUAGUUCACAAACCAUCUACAUUAACACAACCCUGGACGGAGAGGCUGUACAGAUUUGGACUUAUCUGGACUGCCACAGCUCAAUUAAUAUGUGAACUACUCUGUUUAAUAUUAUGCAGUUUGUAUUAUGGACAUAUUGGGAAAUAACUGCUUGAGAUGAAAUGAGUAUAAAAAUAACUUUUACUCCUGUUCCAGUCCAACUGUGAUCUGUUUUUCAGGCAGCUUAAUUACCCAUGUGUGAGCCUUUCAUCAACCACUGAAAUGGUUCAUGGGCUGAAAUGCAGAUUUUAAGAGGUUGGAUUAGAACUGGAAAGAGCAAAUCAACAGGCAUAUUAUCUGUUUCAAUAAUCCAAACA